Molecule: messenger RNA, 2015 nt
Organism: Verruconis gallopava
Lineage: Eukaryota; Fungi; Ascomycota; Dothideomycetes; Venturiales; Sympoventuriaceae
Exons: 2
Coding region: 578-1849 (423 amino acids)
Molecular function (GO): oxidoreductase activity
Source: RefSeq, a predicted model, not a curated record
CUACUGUUCGUCAAGGAGAAACCAGCCCGUUCCCUACGCGUGAGCGGCGGCAAGCACAAAUUUGCUCCCUUACGUUGACGACGCUGAGGUUUUUUUCAAGAUUUGACGCUGUACUUCGCAUAUCUUCUUGUGGGCAUUGGUGUUCGUCCUUCAGACAACGGCCCAACUUAAGCCCUUCCGCCUUUAUAUAUGAUUAGCAGUUGCAAGGGUUAGCAGGACACGAAUGAAGCGAAUGUCUAUGAAACCGAUGAGCUGUGGUGUGUAUUGCUGAUCUCCAAUCAUCCGUUGAAAAGCCUGCAUACAUCCGGUCUUACCAAUAACGCUUCUGGUGGUAAGAGAAUAAAUUCCGAACAUGUGACUCUAUUCUGGAACAUAUUCAAACGUCAUCACAGCUUUCUCCGCACCGUUGAACACACCUAAAUUCACACCAGAUCAUUAGGAUAAAUCGGGCCAAGAUCGAAAGAUACGGAAACCAUCAACUUUUGGGGGCCUCGAAACCGACGUGAAGGAGCUAAGCGUUGCUCUUGAAGCCACUUUAUCACAUCGCUAUUUUUGCCAUCGAGUCCUCAGUAAAAAGAUGUUUCAGUUACCAAAGCUACCCUUUUCCAACCCAUUUUCCUACUUCAACUCUCGUUCAAUCAAAUUGCCUUCAGUCAAAAUCGACGACAUUGAGACGUCUUCGGAUCGCCGGGCUCGUACUCUGAAACACCUUUUGAAAGCUAAUCACGCCAACCAUUCCAUCAUCUAUCACAACUUGAGGUUUCACAAUCAUUGCCCGCAUAUUCUCGGUUCGGCAUAUCUCCUCGGAAGCACAAGUGAGCAUUUGAACGACAUCUAUGAUAAAGAAUCGAAGCAAUUGGAAGGCUGGAAAGACGCCCCUGGCGAGGUCACUGGUGGCGACUGGCGAGAAUAUCUUGGGAAAAGGGAAUACCAACGAGCCUUCGUCGAUCUCUUUGAGGAUGAACUAGUAAGACACAACUACGAUUGGAAGUCUCUUCUGAACACCUACCUAUUCGACGGUGAAGAACCAGUUUUUAACAGCCUCAUUGAGGGUCUGGCGCAUCCACUUAUUCACCUCGGCUACGGCUACGAGCUCAACUCGCAAACUGUCGCGAUAGAGGCCCUUGCCAUGGCCUGUUGCUUCUAUGGCGACAUGCACAAGUAUAUCGACGAUCCAGCUUACAGCAAGCCACCAGCUCCAGAGGUCGUCAGUGCUUCGCCACUAGAGCUUCUGCAAAAGAUCCAAGGUGACAGGCGCUUUGAUUCACUGAACCUCACACACCCUGGCUCCGAAAAUGCUGAGAAAAUUCUAGCAGAAUGUGAAGAUGUCGUGCUGGAAUACUGGAAUGCGUGGACGCUACCCAAUCCGAAGGACCAGUUCCAACAAUCUCAAGAGGCCGCAGUAGCGUUACUCGUUGGGACCCAUGAUGAGAGGCAAAAGUAUGACUUCUUUCUUUUACAUCUCUUGACUAGCUCGCACGCCAUUCGGAUUCUGCUGCCGCUCAUUCCUGCCAAAUUCGAAAUCUCACUUGUUCGACAAUGGUGGCUAUUCGCAAUUAUCACGUAUGUGUGCCAGUUGCGGCCCCAGAUCGAGAUGUCACGCAUCCAUGACGUGAAGCUGGACGGCAGAGACUGGAAGUUUAUUGAUCAUGCAGCCUUGGCUGGAAAGUACAGUUUGGACCCGCACUAUGUGAAGGCUUUGAGGGCUUUGAAAGAAGCAAAUAACACGUGGGGUGAGCAUGAGCAUUUCUGGCUCAAGGCAGCUGUUAAAUUCGCGGAAGAUUUUAGUGAUUGGUUUGGAUUUGGUCUAGAUGAGGAGAUGGAGAAGAACGCAAACACAAGAGACUGAGUGCUUCAAUGUAUAGUAUGUAAAAGUUAUCUUGUUUCUGGUAAGGUCUUUCGUUCGCAAUACUCUAUUUAUCACGUCAUCUUCUUACUCGCAACAUCUUUGCAUCCCGGCGCAACGCUGCAAUCCGUAGAUUCUAAAUCUGCCAUGCAUCACGAAGAAUCUGUAU